This is a messenger RNA of Hypanus sabinus (Atlantic stingray), 3292 nucleotides long. RefSeq names its product RALBP1 associated Eps domain containing 2 (gene reps2). NCBI's taxonomy places the organism in Eukaryota, Metazoa, Chordata, Chondrichthyes, Myliobatiformes, Dasyatidae. The record is from RefSeq and is a predicted model, not a curated record. The transcript is spliced from 19 exons. Gene Ontology annotation, biological process: endocytosis; endosomal transport. Gene Ontology annotation, cellular component: plasma membrane; cytoplasm. The coding region runs from base 72 to 2249 and encodes 725 amino acids. Gene Ontology annotation, molecular function: protein binding; calcium ion binding.
CUGCCGACGCGUGCAGCUGCGGGAGGAAAUAGUGACAAAUGCUGAAGUGGUGCGGGGCAGAAGAGUGGUGAAUGAUAACAGCAGCUGGGGGGACGGGACAAAACAAGUGCUGGGCCGGUCAGGCAACUGCUUGCGCCGGCGCUCAGAGAAAGUGUCCUGUGUCCGAGGGCAAAGACAGCUGGAGAAUGUCCCGGGAGUGCGCGCGUGCCCCGGGCAUGGCUCUGACUGACAGCGAGGAGAAGAGCUUCUCCGACCUCUUUUCCUUCGCUUUCCCAGAUGCCGACGCCACGGGCCAGGUUGCCGCCGGAACCAAAGUUGCCGAGUUGUUCCGAGCGUCCCAGCUCCCUGCAGACGCUCUGCACCAGAUCAUGAACCUAUGUGGUGCAAAGAAAUUAGGUUAUUUUGGUCGUGCCCAGUUUUACAUUGCACUGAAGCUAAUAGCCGCAGCCCAGGCUGGCCUUCCAAUACAUCUAGAAAGUAUUAACAAUGAGUUGCCGCUUCCUCAGUUCUUUGCAUUGAAGAGUGACAGUGAGACACAGCACAGCCUUUCCCAAAGUACAGAAGCUCUUGGGCAACUGAGUCGCACAGUCUCAUUAAUGAACUCCGCUAGAGGCACAGACAGUACAACGGCAAAAACAGAGACUGUGAUGGCAGCUGCUUUGCUCUUAAAUUCUCCUCCUCCUUCACCUUCGUACCAGAAAAAUCAAGCAGUGAGCCGAGAUGGGAGACAAAGAGUUGCCUUUGAUCAGAACAAUGCCGUCACUCUUGAAAGAAGCCCAACUGCAGGCUCAGUUGUAUAUCCAGAAGGACAAACCCAUGGGAACUAUGAAUCUAAGCCUUCGCUUCCACAUUCUUUUUAUGCUCAGAAACAAAAUUCUGUCCAACCACCGGAUCAGGAACCGGAGGACGAUCCUUCGGACUACACAGAUGACCCCUGGAGGAUAACUGAGGAACAACGAGAGUAUUACUUCAAUCAGUUUAAAUCCCUACAGCCUGAUAUGAAAUCCCUUAUUUCAGGGUGUGUUGCUAAGGAUCUCUUCACCAAGUCGAAGCUUCCUAUCCCUGAACUUUCUCACAUAUGGGAGCUGUCCGAUGUGGAUUGCGAUGGAGCUUUAACACUGUAUGAGUUCUGUGCUGCCUUUCACCUCAUUGUAGCCAGGAAGAAUGGCUAUUCACUGCCGGCCACACUUCCUGAAACCCUGCUGCCUGAAUAUCUACAAAGGAAUGAAGUACCUCCAGCUUUGAUGCACAAAGAUGUAUGUUUGUGUUCCCAUGGCAACUUGGCAGUUGAAGUUCAACCAGUACAACAGCAAUGGGGAAACUGGAGCCACAGUGAGGAGAAUGUUGCAGCUGAAACGGUACCUGCUACGUUACCUGCCAGUACACUUCAGCAGCCAGAUCUGCACUUCUUCAAGGACAAUUCAGAUUUAAGUCAAAACAAAAAUGUAGAUUCUAAACAAAUACCAGAAGAAUGCCAAACUACUGAAGAUGUGUUCAGCUUAUCUAAAGCAGGUUGCCGAGAACUGGAAUCGAGCCAGAAGAGGAAAACAAGACCCAGAUCAUACUCAAGCACUUCUGCUGAAAAUGCUAUUAAGAAAGGAGAAGUGCCCCCAACACCACCACCCAGACUUCCAAAGACUCAUUCCAGAGCAUCUUCGCUGGACCUUAAUAAACUUUUUCAACAAGGUAAUCAAGUGGUAACAUCGGAUUGGUUACAGCCACCCCCUGCUAUCCCACCACGACCUCCAACUGCCAAGAUUGCUCCCUUUCCUGCUAAGGCAGACAUCAAUAACCUGUCUACCAAACCACAAGAGAAGAUCCAGCAGCCGAAUUUUGCAGAUUUCAGCAAGUUCAGUGAGCAGGCAAGGAAAGGACCAUUGACAGAGUUGGUAAACAAACCGAGCAAUCUUGGAGAAGAAAAGAGUUCUUCUGUUAAGGAUACGUCACAUCGCCAACCUCCACUGAAACCUCUUCGCAGAAAGCUUCGACCGAAAGACCAGGGAGAGUGUCAGGAGCAGUUAACCCAAAGGAUCACAGCUUCUGGACCAAAUGACAAACCACAUCAGUCACAAAAAAUAUCAUCCAAACAGAAAAAAUCAAUUCAGACAGCGAUUCGUAAAAACAAGGAGGCUAACAUGAUCCUGGUCAGGUUAAAUGGGGAAUUGCAGCAACAAUUCAAGGAUGUUCACAAAGAGCGAAUUGUGCUGGAGUCACAGUUGGAGCACCUUCGACCAGUCCCUCACACGUGACUUCAGCUUCCAGCUCAUAACAGGAGCUCAAAUGUGAGGACAGUAUAUAUAUUGAAAUUUUGAUAGGAACAUUGCAAGUGAAAGCACAGUAGGGGCCAAUAUGACACAAAGACUUUCAAUCCUGUCAUUUUUUUAAAAAACUUGAACACAAAGCUAGAAACAUUGAUACAAUGCAAACAUUAAUAUUUGAAUUUAAAUAUUCACUUGUCUAAAGCACAAUCUGAUCUGGCCAUUUUGUGUGACAAGUAGUAAUAUAAUAAAUCUUUUCCAAGGUUAAUAUUGGCCCCAUUUUAAAGCACAAUACAUGCUUGAUUCCAUUGCACGUGUUGUAACCCCAAAGGCAACUUAAAUGAAAAGGAAGGCCAAUAUAAUUUUCUGAGAGUUUGUUAAUGUGGAUUUUUCUUAUUUCCCAUGUUAUUGGGAAUGUUAUUGAUCACCUAAGACCUAGAAAAUGAUCCACAUCUUCCUCACUCAUAACUCAACAUCUGUUGCAUUUUUUGAUAAUAUUGCCAUUUUUUUUUUCAAAUUAAACUAUACAUUAACUAUAUGGCAGAUAAUGUUGAAGAUACCACUUUUUAAUGCAAUGAAGGUAAUAUGAACAUUAAAAUGGGUAUUCUCUCUUUUUUCCCUAAAUAUUCCAUACAUUUUAUAUUUUCCUAAAUUUGGUUUUACCUUUUUUGAGGUGGAAUAUUUAAUGUUUGAGCAGCUGUAUGCUAUAGCAAUAAUGUACUACUUGUAGCUGUAGUUUAAAGUUACAUCCUCAUGCUUAUGUCGACAAAAUAACAAGAAUUUUAUACAUUAAGGAAGAGACUUUCUGGAAAUGGAUUGCUCAAUUCAAUCCCUGACAUGCUGUGGUUCAACGGUUCUUCUGAUGGCCAAUUUGUAUAAAUAUUUUCAGAUGUUUGCCUUGUGUUAAUGUGCAAUAUUUGUAUCCUGGUUAUACUUAAUGUGGAGUUUUAAUUUAAAUAGAGAUGCCAGAGUUUGUAGAAGACAUUUUAUUCUGAACAGCACCUAGUGCUACUGCUUGAUAAAUGAUUUUUGGA